AUGGGUCAAGGGACAACAACAGCUCCGAGCGCAGCAGCAGCAGCAGCAGACGCGAGGAGUCUGCUGCUGGACCAGCCCGGCAGCAGAGCAGCAGUCUUGCUUGCUGCGUUGCAGAAGCAAACGCUGCAGCAGCAGCAGCAGCAAGACAGCCUAGCACCGCAUGCAGCUGCAUCACGUUCGGCUGCUCUUUACUUGAACGCGUUGCUGCCGCAGCAGGGAGCAGCAAAUCGGCAGCAGCAGGAGCAGCGUGCUGCGCGGCUGCUGCAGAUGCAGCAGCAGGCUGUGGCGGCCGCCGCAGUGGCUUCUUCGUACAAGCUGCAGCAGCUGCAGCAGCUGCAGCUGCUGCAGCAGCUGCAGCAGAAGCAGCAGCAGCUGCAGCAGCAGCAUGUGAGCGAGAGCGGGGGACCUUCUGCUGCUGCCUCGCCCUCUUCAGCCCCAAAGACACAGCCAAGCUCAAUUUCAGAGCCAGCAGCAGCAGCAGCAGCACCAGCAGCAGCGCAAGCAACGGCUUUACACCUGCAGCAGCAGCAGCAGCAGCAGGCGCAGGGGGCCCCUGUUGCAGCAGUGGACAACUGGGUGCAGUGCGAAGCGUGCAAGAAGUGGCGGCGGCUGCCUGUGGGGAUCGAUCCCGAGACGCUCCCAGAGACUUGGCUGUGUUCGAUGAUGUAUUGGGACAGCAGCAGCAGCAGCUGCGCAGCUCCUGAGGAGGACUACAGGGAGGAGCAGCAGCAGCAGCAGCAGCAGCAGCAGGUGCAGCUGCAGCUGCUGCAGGGGUCCGGCUUUGACGGCCUCGCGAGAGACUUCGACGAGGCGGAGCCCGAGUGCUUCAGCCACCAGCAGGAGCACCAGCAGCUGCAGCAGCAGCAGCAGCAGCAGCAGCUCGCUGCAGCAGCAACUGCCACGGCCACGGGCGCCACCAGGAGGCGCACCAGGAGCUCCUUCGUUGCUGCUGCUGCUGCUGCAGCAGCAGCAGCAGCAGCAGGAGCAGCAGGUGAGGCUAAGAGCGCCAGUGACUCCAGCAUCAGGAGGAUGGACUACAAUGUGUCUCCUGGGGGAUACUGUUCUGCUGCUUCUGCGUCUCUGCCUUCCUCUUUGCCGCAUCUGCCGCCGCAUCUGCAGCAGCAGCAGCUGCAGCUGUUGCAGCAGCAGCAGUUCAACGCGACGCAGCGAGCAGCAGCAGCAGCAGCAACGGGAGACUGCCGACACCUUGCUGCCAACUUGGAAGGGACCUUCUGCAGCCAGCAGCACCCCGGAGCAGCAACAGCAGCAGUUGCUGCUGCUGAUCUAGCAGCAGCAGCAGCCAUACCCCCAGGGGCAUCCGAACUAGCUGUCACGCUGCUGCGGGCGCCACUGAGCAGCAGCAAAUAUCAUCCUGUGUCAGACCGGCUGCUUGUGUCUUGCCCGGACGGGGGGACUACGAGUUGCUGGGCAGCAGAGCUGCAGCAAGACGUGGUCCACUUGCGGCUGUUUGAUGUGCUACGGAUGGCUUCUGCUGCCCGCCGUGGGGCCGUGAACAGCAGCAGCAGCAGCAGCAGUGCAGCUGAGGACGGCGCUGCUGCUGCUGCAGGGGGCGGCUGCAGCGGGAGCUACUACGAGAUGGAGGGCCAGCAGCAGGGGCCGGGAGACAGCCUGGGCAGCAGCAGACAAGCCCCCCGUGCUGCUGCUGCUGCUGCUGCUAACCCAGACGCAUGCGUGCAGGUCGACUUUGCGCAUGCUGUCAAGUGGCCAGGCCUGGAGUCUUUAAGUGCUGCUGAGGAGGAAGAUGACUUGCCCUGCGAAUCAGUGUCCUGCAGCAGCAGCGAGGACGAAGCAGCAGCAGCAGCAGCAGCAGCGCCGGCAGUAGCAGCGGGGCGAGAGGCUGCAGCCCCCGCAGCAGCAGCGAAGGCAGCAGCAGCAGAGUGCCCCAACCGCUGCCUCGUCAUUGCCCAGAAUCCCGCAAGCCCUGCUGCAUUUGCUGUUGCUGCUGCUGCGCUGCAGCCGCGGGAGCUGCAGCAGGUUGCUGCUUCUCUUACGGAGCAGCUGCAGCAGUGCUGCCCUGUGCUGCAGGGCAAAAUUCCUUAUAAGGUUUUGAAGACUUACAGGCGCAUGCAGCGGGGACCCCUGGGCAUGUACGGGCAGGAGCAGCAGCAGCAGCAGGAACGGCUGCAGCAGCGGAUGCUCGAGGAGCAGCAGAUGCUGCUGCAGCAGCAGCUGGACCAGCAAAAGCGCCUCGUGGCAGCAGCAGCACACCCUGUCUACCAAGUUUUGGAUAUCCGCGAGCUGCUGGGUGCCGUGUGUCUUGCAGACCCAUCAAUGAAGCCGCAGCAGCAGCAGCAGCAGCAGCACCAGCAGCAGCAUAUACGCAAGUUUGCCCCCCCUGAUGACGUGGCCCCCAGCAGCAAACGUCCACGAAGAGCAGCAGCAGCAACUGCUGCCGCUGCCUACGCUCCUGACGCUCUCGAGGAAGCUGCUGCUGCUGCAGCAGAUACCGCGCAGUCUGAAGCAGCAGCGGCUGACGUUGCUGCUGCAGCGACUGUUGCUGCUGCAGCAGACAUCGUUGCUGCAGCGCAGAACCUUGCUGCUACUGCUGCUGAUGCACAGACAGCGACAGCCAAGAGGGAGGCAACGGAGCAAAUUUUAUCCGCAGCAGCUGCAGCGGAAGCAGCAGCAGCAGCAGCUGCUGCUGCUGCUGCUGCUGCGACGGAUAUCAGCUGCAGCAGCAGCAAGGACGGCGCUGAAGCAGAACAGUCGCCUAGAGAAGGAGGUGAUGUCCCUUCUCUGGCUAGCGGUGUUGCAGUAGCAGAGCAGCAGCAGCAGCAGCUGUUGCUGCUGCCUCUGCGGCGUGGGCAGCAGGAAGGAGUUGCUGCAGCACAGGAUGGCCAGCUGGGUGCAGGUGCUGCAGAAGCAGCAGCCGCAGCAGCUACCGCAGAAGCAGCAGCAGCUGCUGAAGUUGACGCAGCAGCUGUUGCUGUCGAAGAAUAUAUAGACACAACCAGUGGCCCGGGCCCACUGGUCACUGCAGCAGCAGCAGCUGCUGCUGCUGCUGCAGCGGAAGCAGAACCAGAAGCAGCACCCGGAGCAGCAGCUACUUCUCCUAAGGGAGAAUUAUUGACGGCGGGCGUGGAGCAGCAGGAUUUGGAGGAAGAAGCAGCAGCAGCUGAGACAGCAGCCGCAGCUGAGACAGCAGCAGCAGCUGAGUCAGCAGCAGCAGCUGAGACAGCAGCAGCAGCAGCAGAAGCAGAGGUAGAACCAGCAACACCAACACAGAGACGGGAAAGAGCAACAGAAACGGAUGAGCAGGAAACAUCAGCUAGCCAAAUUGUGUCAGCAGCAGAAGCAACAACUGCAGCAGCAGCAGCAGCAGCAGUACAGUCGGCAGCAGCAGCAACGGAAGAGGCAGCAGACAGGGCGAAUGAGGAUGUGGUAGCGGCAGCAGCCGCGACUGCAGCAGCUGCAACAGCAACAGCAGAGUCUGAGGCGGCAGACGCAGCUGCUGCGGCAGCACCAGAAGAAGCAGCUUCUGCACCUCCGCAUGCGGCAGCAGAAGACCCAGCAGCAGCAGCAGAAGGCCUUGCGGCAGCAGCAGUGGAGGGGACAGCAGCAGUGGCAGACGAAGAGGCAGCAGCAGCAACAGACGCGGCACUGACAGCAGCAGAAGCAGCAGAGGCUCGAGAGCCCGCCGUGUCUACAGCAACAAGCACUGCAGCAAGAAGAGCCGCAGCAGCAACUGCGGGCAAGGCAGAGCCGGCGUUAGCAGCAGCAGCAGCAGCGACAACGGCUUCACCAGCACCUAGCCACACAGCAGCAAAACCAGCAGCAGCCGCAGCAGCAGCAGCAGAGGAAGAUGACGACGAUGAUGGAAGAGACCCCUGGGCCCCUCUGUCUUCUCCGCUGCGGGAAGAGCUGCCUAUCA
This is a messenger RNA of Eimeria tenella, 3892 nucleotides long. Its product is annotated as CW-type zinc finger domain-containing protein, putative. The record is from RefSeq and is a predicted model, not a curated record. The transcript has 6 exons. NCBI's taxonomy places the organism in Eukaryota, Apicomplexa, Conoidasida, Eucoccidiorida, Eimeriidae. Gene Ontology annotation, molecular function: zinc ion binding. The annotation marks the transcript as partial.